Molecule: messenger RNA, 1257 nt
Organism: Emericellopsis cladophorae
Lineage: Eukaryota; Fungi; Ascomycota; Sordariomycetes; Hypocreales; Bionectriaceae
Product: nucleotide exchange factor SIL1
Exons: 1
Coding region: 1-1257 (418 amino acids)
Source: RefSeq, a predicted model, not a curated record
AUGCCUCUCGGACGCCGGAAAACAUCGUCAAUAUCAUUGACCGCAAUCUUUGCGCUCGCUCUCACAAUUUUCACAUCCCUCGCUUUCGCCAGCAACGAUCCCUCGUCAAAUCAAGACACGCAAGAUAAGGACAGCAACGAGCUGAUAUGCCACACCGACAACCCUGAUGAAUGUUACCCAAAAAUAUUUGUACCCACGGAUGAGUUCCAGACCAUCCAGAAAGACCAGGAGAUCCCUCAAGGUCUCCACGUCCGACUCAACGUCACCUCUGGCCUCCUCGAGGCCAAGAUGAACGUGGAGGGCGAGGUCCCCGAGGAACUGAAGGGUCUAUCGCCCGAGGAACAGGCCGUCCUGGUCGUCGAGCCUGAGCAGCCCGAGGAGCCACAAGUACCAGGGGGAGCCCCAGCGUACGAACCGGUCGGCGCUGUCAAGAAGCCGGAGCAUGAGGCUGGGUAUUUCUACGACGUCCUCUCCAUGAUCAAGGACCCGGCGACACGGGACACCACGUACGACGAUGCGUUGGAGUGGCUGGAGGACCUGAGCCACGAUAUGUACUAUGGCCUGAAACUCGCUGAGGAUACGCAAGCGGUCAAGGAGCUCCUGUGCCUCAUGAGCGACGAUGCGCAGCCUGUGGAGGAGGGCGUCGUGCCUAGGGAUCAGCGUGCGGCGACAAUUGUCGCGGCCGCCCUGUCCAACAACCCUCCCGCUCUGCAAAAAGUCGCCCAGCAAUGGUCGGAUCUCAAGGGCAUGACGUGCCUCGACACUCGAAAGCCCUUGAGUGAAGGGUUCUCCGGCCGCCGGUUCAUCCCCCAGGGUGACGCCGUGCAAGACCCCUCCUCGCCGGGUCGCGUCAAGGCCAAGGUGAGCGUGGUGAACAACAUGAUGAAGAACGACAACCUUCGGAAAGAGUUUGUCGACGGCGACAUGAUGAAGUACCUGCUCGAGGUUCUGGUCCCGACGGCGUCAUCUUGGACGUCGGCGCAGAGAAAGGUGGGCCAGCUGGCGCUGGACAACUUCUUGGACGAGGACAUGGGCGCUGUUCUCGGGCAGUGGCCCGCGGACAAGGUCCAGAUGGACAAGGUGUGCAAGGAAGGGUCGAUGGAGGAUGGAUGCUGGGACUACAGAGUCAAUGAGAUUGCCCAGAACCACAAAGGCGACGACAGCCACUGGAGUGGGGAUCUGGCGAGGAGGCUGGCCGACGCCAGGAAGACGCAGGCCGGAAAAGAGCCAGCUCGCGAUGAGAAAGCAGAAUUGUAG